Messenger RNA from Aspergillus oryzae RIB40, 741 nucleotides. Its product is annotated as E2 ubiquitin-conjugating protein UBC1. The record is from RefSeq and is a predicted model, not a curated record. Gene Ontology annotation, molecular function: protein binding. The transcript is spliced from 3 exons. Lineage: Eukaryota; Fungi; Ascomycota; Eurotiomycetes; Eurotiales; Aspergillaceae. Bases 1 to 741 code for a protein of 246 amino acids.
AUGGCCUCCAACCGAUCCCGGCGUAUCGCAAAGGAAAUAGCCGAUAUACACGCCGAUACGCAGUCUGGGAUCACAGCCGAACCAGUAGGCAGCGAUGAAGACCUCACACAUCUACGCGGUACAUUUCCGGGGCCCCCAGGUACUCCGUAUGAGGGCGGCACCUACGUUGUGGAUAUAAAAAUACCAACGGACUAUCCGUUUCGGCCGCCAGUAAUGAAAUUCCAUACCAAGGUCUGGCAUCCGAAUAUCAGUAGCCAAACGGGAGCUAUUUGCCUUGAUACUCUGUCGUCGGCGUGGUCCCCCGUUCUCACCAUCAAGUCCGCUCUGUUGUCACUACAAUCUCUGCUUAGCACCCCCGAGCCUAAGGAUCCUCAAGACGCUGAGGUUGCCACUAUGCUCCUACGGAAACCAAAGGAAUUUGAGAGAGUUGCCCAAACCUGGGCUACUCUGUAUGCUGGGGCUCCUAGCAAGAAUGCGGGAGAGGGUAGUGGUGGCGCUACUAACGAAUCGCUGCGACAGCAAGAGCUUAAGUCAAGGGAGGAACAGGAGAAGGAAGAUUUAGCUAAAUAUGAUGGGUACAAUAAAGACUUGAUCGACCGCUUCUGCAGCAUGGGCUUCGAUGUGGACCGUGUAGUGGCCGCCUUCAAAUACUACGGUAUUGAUCGGAUGAACGGAGAAGACUACGAAUUAGAAGAGGCCUACAUGGGCGACGUUACUGCACGGCUCCUAGGUGAGCCGUAA